GACCCUCAGCUUCUGGCCCAGUUCUACUAUGCUGAUGAUGAGCUUAACCAGGUGGCUGCUGAGCUUGACAGCCUCGACGGCAGGAAGGACCCUCAAAGAUGUACGCUUCUGGUCAACCAGUUCCGCUCAUGCCAGGACAGCGUGCUGAAUAUCAUCAAUCAGAUCAUGGAUGAAUGUAUUCCCUGCGACCGAGCCAACCGGGACUUCAGUGUCAAGUUCCCCGAGGAGAUUCGUCAUGACAACUUGGCGGGGCAGCUGUGGUUCGGUGCGGAGUGCUUAGCUGCGGGCUCUAUCAUCAUGAACAGGGAGAUUGAGAGUAUAGCGAUGAGACCCUUAGCAAAGGACCUGACUCGCAGCCUGGAGGAGGUACGCAACAUCACCCGAGACCAGGCCCUGCGAGACCUCAAUUUCUACACGGACCGCAUGAAGGACGCACUGCGACAUUUCGACAGCCUUUUUGCUGAGUUUGAACUCAGCUACGUGUCAGCCAUGGUGCCUGUCAAGUCUCCCAAAGAAUACUAUGUACAGCAGGAGGUGAUUGUGCUCUUCUGUGAAACAGUGGAAAGGGCGCUCAAACUGGGCUACCUCACACAAGACAUGAUUGAUGACUAUGAGCCUGCCUUGAUGUUUACAAUUCCCAGACUAGCCAUUGUAUGCGGGUUGGUCGUGUACUCAGAAGGACCUCUCGACCUUAACCGAAAAGCAGAGGACAUGUCCGAGCUCUUCCGUCCUUUUCGUACUUUACUAAAGAAAAUCAGAGACCUGCUGCAGACUCUGACAGAGGUAGAGUUACUGAUGCUGGAGAGGAAUCUCUGUAUCUCUCAGGAAGGAGAGUUACCGACAGGCCAGGAGCAGACGACAAGCAAUGCACCAGCACACAUUGAAGAGAAUCAACCCUCCCGCAGCUCCAGUAAUGUCACCUCCAAGACAGGCGGCGAUGAGGAGCAAAAGCAUCUGUCUCUGUUUGUUUGCCCCAGCCACGAGGAGGAUUUGGCUGAAGUGGAAAAAGGCUGGGAGGAGGUGGAAUCCGAAAAAGGGGAACAAACUGAAGACCUGCUGUGCGAGGAGGCAGAAGAGGCCGAACUCGCUUGUUCCAUGCAGUACGACGAGGAAGAACUGGAGCAGCUCAACAUGAUGGUGUACCGCGUAGGUGACGAGAUGUCCACUUUGCUGUCGCCUCCCAGCCAGGGUCAGUCCCCGGCACGUGUUCCCAACAGAGGGGACGUAGGGAGCGCCAGUGGGGCUUCUAGCACUGAGGCCUCCCCUCUCAGGGUACUGAGGGGAAGAGGAAGGUACGGUAUCUAUUUAGAGGAGGAAGACAGAGUCUUCUACAUGGAAGAUCUGGAACCAGCAGGAGACUGUGUUACCAGCAUCUCAAGAGAACGCCAGAACUGUGUUGCUUCGCCUUCCAAAACUCCAAAGUCUACUCACCUUUUGCAACGUAGCUCAGGUCUGCGGUCGGACACCAUCGGCAACGGUUGGCUUCCUGAAGGAUCCACGGAGCACCGCAGUAAGAACACGCGCUGUCUCAACGCAACGCGCCAGCCGUCAUGUUCAUCCGCUCCUGGCUCUGAACCGUUGCCUUACACCAACGGCUGGGAAUUGGGCUUGGAGGGCCCUGUAAAUGAAACGGCAGAAGUCAUCGCCCACCGUAUGGGUGGCAUGAAACUUUCCGCCACAGUCAUAUUCAACCCUCGAUCCCCCAGCUUGACUGAGCUGGCUGUGGAUAAGAUGCUGUUGCCUCGCCCCUCUGCCUCUGAGCUCGAACCGUGUGGCCCGUUGGUGGCCACUCACUGCUUGCUUAACUCUUGCGUAUGCUGCGGGAGCUGCGAAGAUGCCCACGAGGAUGAGAGUACGGGACUCGGGUUAGGCCUGACUCUAAGAACAGAUAAACCCUGUAAGACCGUGGCCCCCGGCGCCGUCAUCCAGUCCUCUGCUUGCCGGCUGCCCCCGCGAGGAAGGAGGGAACUUUGCCAGCUGUCUCAGGCCUCUUCCCGUUGCUUGAACCAGCCCCUGGAAGAGGAAGGGAGUUGCCAUCUGUGUGAGAAGUGCCUGACGGGUGAGCCGCAACCGGGGCAUCGCACUCAGGGCUGCGGAAACGACGUAGGGGAUGAGAAUUACCAGCAGAGGACUGAAACGAGGCAACAUGCAACUGGAGGCCCACUACGGGACAAAGACAGGCAAGGAAUUAAGGAAUCCAAGAGGGAUACCAAAGAGGAGAUCAGGAAGGCCUCCAGUCUUCACAACUCCCCCCUCAGCUCUGUGUCAGGUAGUGACUGUGAGAGUGUGUCGGUCACCACAUGUAGUCUUUCCAGCAGUGUUUACACUCCCAGCCCCGUCAGCAGCCUCACUCCCAGUUCAGGGACGUCAGAGGACCUGGACCACGAGGAGAUCCGACUAGCUUUGCAAGAUGCCAAGAUGGCUGCCCGAAAUAAGAUUCGCUCACGCUUCCACAGCAGCAGUGACCUCAUCCAUCGUCUCUUUGUUUGUAUAUCGGGUGUUGCCGAUCAGCUACAGACCAACUACGCCAGUGACCUUCGCAGCAUCCUCAAGACACUGUUUGAAGUUAUGGCAACCAAGUGUGAACAGGGAGACAACGAUAAGUUAAAGAAUGUUGGCCCCGUUCUCCGAAGUGCUGUACUAGAGGACUGCACUCUCUGUCAAGAGACCAUUUCAUCGUCUGAAUUGGCAGCCAAGGCCCGCGAGGGCCAUUUUGAAGAUCCUCCUGACUGGGUUCCUGAUGAAGUGUGCAGCUCCUGCAUUGCCUGCAAGGCUCCGUUCACUGUCAUCCGUCGGAAGCAUCACUGUAGGAGCUGUGGAAAGAUCUUCUGCUCUCGCUGCUCUUCCCACUCGGCGCCGUUGCCACGAUACGGCCAGAUGAAACCCGUUCGGGUGUGCACGCACUGCUACAUGUUUCACGUCACGCCUUUCUACAGUGACAAGGCCAACAUUUGA
Molecule: messenger RNA, 2955 nt
Organism: Nerophis lumbriciformis (worm pipefish)
Lineage: Eukaryota; Metazoa; Chordata; Actinopteri; Syngnathiformes; Syngnathidae
Source: RefSeq, a predicted model, not a curated record